AUGUACUGCACCCACUUAAUGACGCUGCAGCUGGUCGUCAUGGCAACGCUGUGGGUGACACCAGUGAGAGCGGGGACAGACUGCAUGUAUGGCUGCCGACUAAACAACAUGACCAUCACCGUGGAGAGAGAGGACUGUCACGGAAGCAUCACCAUCACCACCUGCGCCGGCCUGUGCGAAACGACGGAUCUGAACUAUCAGAGCACAUGGCUGCCGCACUCCCAGGGGGCGUGUAACUUCAAGGAGUGGUCCUACGAGAAGGUCUACCUGGAAGGCUGUCCAUCCGGAGUCGACCCCUUCUUCAUACCCGUAGCCAAGAGCUGCGAUUGCAUCAAAUGCAAGACGGACAACACCGACUGUGAUCGCAUAAGCAUGGCAACACCCAGCUGCGUAGUAAACCCACUAGAAAUGUAAUACUGUAGAGUUAGGCUGUUGCAGCAGCCAGUUUAUGUUAAGCAACGGUUUGACUAGUCUAUGGUACCGUUUCCAUUGUUGAUGUGCUAUCACAAUAAAACACUACUUAAGUCUAAACGUAUUUGCUUUUAAAAUAUACUUAAGUAUCAAAAGUAAAUGUAUA
Molecule: messenger RNA, 577 nt
Organism: Salvelinus sp. IW2-2015
Lineage: Eukaryota; Metazoa; Chordata; Actinopteri; Salmoniformes; Salmonidae
Gene: fshb
Product: follicle stimulating hormone subunit beta
Biological process (GO): G protein-coupled receptor signaling pathway; ovulation
Cellular component (GO): extracellular region; cytoplasm
Molecular function (GO): hormone activity
Source: RefSeq, a predicted model, not a curated record